Molecule: messenger RNA, 1778 nt
Organism: Capsicum annuum
Lineage: Eukaryota; Viridiplantae; Streptophyta; Magnoliopsida; Solanales; Solanaceae
Product: auxin-responsive protein SAUR21-like
Exons: 1
Coding region: 1272-1523 (83 amino acids)
Biological process (GO): response to auxin
Source: RefSeq, a predicted model, not a curated record
AAAAGUCCAAAGUUGAGUGACUUUUUGGGAUAAAAGUUCAAAGUUGAGUGACCAUUUGAGUUAUUAACUCGUUUGUUUAAUAGCAUAAAGAUAGGAGGAGUCAAAUCAGCUUGUAGUAAAUCUCUGGAUGUGAGUACUUUAUCCAGUGGCUUGUGAUUGCAGUUCUAUACUCAGUCCCGAGCACUAUAGUUGAUCAGUGGACUAAUUUUAUUGUGCGAGUGUGUGGAAAUUAAUUAGAAAGUUCUCAAAUUAUAAGUACUGCAUAAAAGGACAGAGAAGGAAAAGCCAUAUGAUCCUUCAUGUACUACUGUCUGUCAUAGACAUCAAUCAAAUCAUUUUUGCCACUAUUAUAGGAUGUUUCGGAGUAUACUUCUUUUUCUUCACAAAUAUGGUCUGAAACCAAAUUCUUCUCAAUCACAAUAUAGAUUAGGUAGCCUAUGAGUGGCUUUCUGCUAUAUAUACAACAAACAAAUGAUCGAUUAAUAACUGUCUGAUGAUGGGAGAGAACAGAAGCAAUUUACUAUCUCAGUACCAUUUUGCAGAUCUCCACAUAUAAAUUCUUUUCAACCAUUUAGGGCUGUAAUGAUUAAUGAUAAAUUAUCCCUAUAUAUUUUGGGUCAAGAUAUAGAUCUAAAAGCUAAGAAGCACUUGGAAUUGGAAAUUAUGGUCAUCUAAAAAUAUUUAUUUGCAACAAGACCAUGUUACCAUCUAUGAAUUUUUGGAGAUGUGUAUCUAGACAUACAAUAUAACAUGGCACAAGUCUUCUUUAGCAAUUUGAUUGUGAGGGAUACCUUGCUCUAAGCUCAAAGACUCUCAACAAAGCUAGGAAGCCCUUCAUGUUACUUGCUGUUUUGGGAUAGUAAUUGAUAACUUCUGUUGUAUACCAGUGUGGUGCUUCCUAUAAAUGUAACAUCAAUAUAUGUCCACCGUUAUGUUUUUAUCCGAGUGGUCCAGGCAAAAAUAAGCUCCUCGUUGUCUCUUCAUUAAAAUUUUACAAGGAGUAAUGCUUUUGUUCCAAGUUUCAAAUAAGGUAGGGCCUAUUGUUCUAGAACUAGUAUUACAAAAAUUUCAAUGCUUGGAAGGCAAAAGCAUGUGAUACUUCAGUGGCAUUGUCUUCUCAGUGUUGUAUGAGUUGCUAUUGCCUAUAUAAACAUAUUCAAGGAGGUAUCUACCACCACAACUCUCAGCAACCUCCAAAGUAUUCGAAGCUUUCUCUGCUUUUGAGUUCUUAGUAAUUCUUUCUUUCUUUUCUCAUCUAUAACUAAAAGAUCAUGGCUAUUCUUCGUAUGAUCAAGAAGUCUUCCACAACUAAAGAUGUUCCCAAGGGUCACUUUGCAGUGUAUGUUGGGGAGACGCAGAAGAAGAGAUUUGUAAUCCCCAUAUCAUUCUUGAGUGAACCUUUAUUUCAAAACUUGCUUAGUGAAGUUGAGGAAGAAUUUGGCUUCAACCAUCCAAUGGGCGGUGUGACAAUUCCCUGCAGCGAGGAUUUUUUCAUUGAUCUCACUUCUCGCUUGAGGAAAUGAGAAGGACACCAUUCCCCAUUUUUUGCACAAUUUUGUAUGGUUAUAAAGCAGGAUCUCCACUAUGUACAGUUCAGAGUUAGAAAAUACACUAGGUAGAACAUUAAGAAUGGAUGUCAUUCCUUUGUCUCUUGACUAAGGUCAUAUUUUCUACUUCAAUUUUUUUUUUUUGAAGUAAUGAACCUUUUUGCUUCUAUGUUCCAUUCUAGUCCAUGUACUGAUGUAAUGAAUUCAUUGUAAUAGAAACUUUUUGCUCAA